UACCCUUUACUCAACACAACAUAACCAUCACAAAAACCGCAUUAAGCUCAAGAAUGGAAGCCGCUAAAGAAUGGUUUGCUCAUAUGGGUUCAGUUCUUGCUAGUAUGAUGUUUGUUUGGGCCAUGUUUCGGCAAUAUUUUCCUUAUGAACUUCGGGAAUACUUUGAGAAACACUCCAAAAGAUUGGUCGUUUUUUUCUACCCUUAUAUCCAAGUCACGUUUCACGAGUUUACAGGUGACCGUUUCAUGCGCAGUGACGCUUACUCAGCUAUUGAGAAUUAUCUGAGCUCCAAGUCGUCUACUCAAGCUAAGAGACUCAAAGCUGAUAUUGUCAAGAACAAUAAUCAGUCACUUGUGCUGAGCAUGGAUGAUUAUGAAGAGGUUUCUGAUGAGUUCCAGGGAGUCCGAUUGUGGUGGAGUUCAGGGAAAAACGUAACAAAGUCUCAGGUGGUUUCUUUUUAUUCUGUGACGGAUGAAAAGAGAUUCUACAAGCUCACUUUUCAUAAGCGAUACAGGGAGCUCAUCUUGGGGCCUUACCUUGUUAAUGUCCUGAAAGAAGGCAACGCGAUCAAGGUGAGAAACCGGAUGCGAAAGCUUUACACAAACAAUUGUUCGAGGUGGAGCCAUGUCACGUUUCAGCACCCUGCAACGUUCCAGACACUUGCCAUGGAAGCCGAGAAGAAGCAAGAGAUUAUGGAGGACUUGAUCACGUUCAGCAAGGCUGAAGACUUCUAUGCAAGAAUUGGGAGAGCCUGGAAAAGAGGGUAUCUUUUGUAUGGACCUCCGGGGACCGGCAAGUCUACCAUGAUUGCUGCCAUGGCGAAUCUUUUAGGCUAUGAUUUGUAUGAUCUUGAGCUCACUUCUGUCAAAGACAAUACUGAACUGAGGAGGCUACUGAUUGAAACAUCUAGCAAGUCGGUUAUUGUCAUCGAAGACAUCGAUUGUUCGCUUGAUCUUACAGGCCAAAGGAGGAAGAAAAAAGAGAAAGAAGAAGAGGGAAAUAGCACAGAGAAGGAUCCGAGACAGAAACUUGAGAAAGAAGAAAGAGAGACAAGAAGCAGCCAGGUUACUCUUUCAGGAUUAUUGAAUUUUAUUGAUGGCAUUUGGUCAGCUUGUGGGGGUGAAAGAUUAAUAGUGUUCACAACAAAUCAUAUAGAGAAGCUCGAUCCAGCUCUAAUUCGGAAAGGCAGAAUGGAUAAGCAUAUAGAAUUGUCAUAUUGUAGCUUUGAAGCAUUCAAAGUUCUUGCCAAGAACUACCUCAGUAUUGAUUCACAUGAUUUGUUCGCAACAGUUAGUGAAUUGCUGCGAGAAACAAAAUUGACACCAGCUGAUGUUGCAGAGCAUUUGAUGCCAAAAAAAUUUCCACCUGACGUGGAGUUUAGCCUGAGAAGCUUAAUCCAGGCCCUGGAAGUGGCAAAAGAAGAAGCAAAAUUGAAAGCUGUGAAAGAAGCAGAAGAGAAAGAGAAAGAGAAAGAGGAGGAGUUAACAGGGGAACCAGGCUUUGUUACUUUAAAGGUUAAAUAGACUUUGAUUGAACAGUGUAAUUGCUCAUCAGGUUGGCCAGUUUCUGAACCAAUUGUUAGUACAAAAACAAUAUAAACAAUUUAAGCUAGCAAAUAUGGCUGGUUUUAGUUUGAAUUCUAUGUGUAUAUCAUGAUCUUGUUUGUAUAUAAGUCGAUGAACUGUUGGUUUGAUUUCA
Molecule: messenger RNA, 1698 nt
Organism: Pistacia vera
Lineage: Eukaryota; Viridiplantae; Streptophyta; Magnoliopsida; Sapindales; Anacardiaceae
Product: AAA-ATPase ASD, mitochondrial-like
Exons: 1
Coding region: 54-1523 (489 amino acids)
Molecular function (GO): ATP hydrolysis activity; ATP binding
Source: RefSeq, a predicted model, not a curated record